This is a messenger RNA of Coffea eugenioides, 2333 nucleotides long. RefSeq names its product pentatricopeptide repeat-containing protein At3g62890-like. Gene Ontology annotation, biological process: RNA modification. Gene Ontology annotation, molecular function: protein binding; RNA binding; zinc ion binding. The record is from RefSeq and is a predicted model, not a curated record. The coding region runs from base 1 to 1863 and encodes 620 amino acids. The transcript has a single exon. Lineage: Eukaryota; Viridiplantae; Streptophyta; Magnoliopsida; Gentianales; Rubiaceae.
AUGCAAUACUAUGUGACCGCUAAAUCACUCUCUAGUCUCCUAAAGAGACGCCCACCGCUCUCUCAACUUAGUCAAAUUCAUGCUAAAAUAAUUACCAAUUCACUCUCAGGAAAGGCUGCUUUGGUUGACUCUCUGAUUCACUGUUAUCUCAACAUUAACAAUCUGGAUGGUGCUAGAGCCUUAUUCAACCAUUACCCUUUGCCUUCACCACCAACUCUGUUAUGGAAUCUGAUGAUCAGGGCAUACUCAAAACUUCAAAAUUCGACAGAACCGUUCAAUCUUUUUAACCAAAUGAUCACUUUUGAGCACUCUCCUUUUCGGGUUUUUCCUGAUAGGUAUACAUUCAAUUUUGUGAUCACUUCUUGUUCUCACCAGAUGUCGAUUGUGUAUGGUGAAAUUGUUCAUGGGAUGAUUAUGAAAAAUGGGUAUAUAUCGGAUUUGUACGUGGGAAAUUCUGUGGUCAACUUGUAUGCUGUUUUUGGGAAAAUGGGUGACGCCUGUAAAGUUUUUGAUGAAAUGUCACAGAGAGAUGUGUUCUCAUGGACUAGUUUGGUUUGCGGAUAUGCAAAGAAUGGGGAGAUGACCAAAGCAUGUCAGGCCUUUCUAGAAAUGCCGGUGCGUAAUGACGUGUCUUGGGCUGUUUUAAUUUCAGGUUUUGUUGGAUGUAGAAGAUAUCUUGAAGCCCUCAAGUACUUCCGUGAAAUGCUGUGUGAUGGUGAAUGCAAGGUCAAGCCUAAUGAGGCUGUUCUAGUCUGUGCUCUCUCUGCUUGUGCUCAUCUUGGGGCUUUGGAUCAAGGCAAAUGGAUUCAUGCUUAUGUAGAUAAGAAUAAUAUUUUUGUUGGUUCAAAUAUUAGUACUGCUCUGAUUGACAUGUAUGCAAAGUGUGGCAGGAUUGACCUUUCAAUAAGAGUAUUUGAUGAGAUUUCUGUACCUGAUGUCCACAACUUUACGAGUUUGAUAACAGGGUUAUCCAUUCAUGGACUUGGUAGGGAUGCUUUACGUGUAUUUAAUAAAAUGUUAACUAAAAAUGUUAAACCAAAUGAAGUCACUAUUUUGGGGGUUCUGAAUGGAUGUAGCCAUUCUGGUUUAGUUGACGAGGGCUCUUCAGUUUUUGCUAACAUGGAAAGCAAUUUCGGGAUUGAACCCAAAAUUGAGCAUUAUGGCUGUUACAUUGAUUUGCUUGGGCGUGCUGGCUACUUGGAGAAGGCUUUUCAUGUUGCCAAAAGUAUGCAUGUGAACCCUGAUAUUGUCAUAUGGAGGGCAUUGCUUAGUGCUUGUAGAGUUCAUCGUGAUGUAGAUCUUGGAGAACGCAUAAUAACUCAUAUCAAGGAACACGACGUUUAUGGUCAAAGCAGAGGUGAGGUGCUACUUUCUAACUUGUAUGCUUCUCUAGGUAGAUGGGAAAGAGUUACUCAAAUAAGGAAGUUAAUUGGACAUAGAGAGAAUCAAUUGGACAUUGGGCAUAGUUGGAUUGAGGUGAAUGGUGUUGUACAUGAGUUUCGAGUUGCUGAUAAGUUGCACUUACAAAUUGCAGAGAUUCGGGAGAAGUUGCAUGAGAUUCUAGAAAGAGCUAGCCUUGUCGGGUAUGUUGCUAAUACCACUCAGGUUUCAUUUGAUUUAAGCGAGGAAGAGAAAGUGCAAGCAGUGGCUUGGCACAGUGAGAAGCUAGCUGUUGCUUUUGGAUUGAUGACAACUGUGCCUGGAACUAGUAUUCGUAUAGUAAAGAAUUUAAGAACUUGUGAGGAUUGUCAUUCUGCUCUGAAGGCGAUCUCCAAAGCUUAUGGGAGAGAGAUUAUUGUAAGAGAUCGAUCUCGUUUCCACCAUUUCAGAGAAGGAAUCUGUUCUUGCAAGGACUACUGGUAGUUGUCAUUUUGUUUAACCUUUACCGUUAGAGAUUAUAGCCAAACAAAGCUUUGGUUGGUUGGGAUCAUCCUCCGUUGCAAUUGUUCUUAAAUCUCUGAGGUGGUUUGGACUUUAUAGUUCAUCCAUGAAAAUCCACUUAGCUUUAUAACAGAAUUAAGAGGUUAACUCAGCAACCCGCAGAAGUUAUACAGCUGUCUAUAGGCUGAGGCCCAAGCUUCAUCCUCACUUAAAAAACAUCCAACAAGAGGAUACUAUUUCAGGAGAGUAACAGAUCUGCUGCUUUUUUAUUCAUUUUGUGUUCUUUUCUGUCUGCCAUUCAAUUUCAACAACUAUACAGGAAAAAAUCUGAAUUUAGAUUCGUUGCUCAGAGUCUUGUUAAGCUUUGCAGUUGAAAUAUUAGCUACUGAGUUUGAUGUCUGUGAUAUUUAUUUCAUGUCUGUAGUUCUUGUAAAUGCUAUACUUAUAUUGCU